Molecule: messenger RNA, 4069 nt
Organism: Malania oleifera
Lineage: Eukaryota; Viridiplantae; Streptophyta; Magnoliopsida; Santalales; Ximeniaceae
Product: protein HIRA
Exons: 10
Coding region: 463-3561 (1032 amino acids)
Biological process (GO): chromatin remodeling; regulation of DNA-templated transcription; DNA-templated transcription
Cellular component (GO): nucleus; HIR complex
Molecular function (GO): protein binding; nucleosome binding
Source: RefSeq, a predicted model, not a curated record
AAAGAAAAAAUGUUCCUAACUGUUGGGGACAAAGUGUAAAUCUAAAAGAAUUGUAAAGUGGCAGACUCGCGCCCUUGUUUCUGAAAGUCCUCUGCACUUUACACUUCCGGCCAUUGCAAUCCACCUUAAUUCUUUGUUAUUCCGUUGGUCACUUUUGACGACUCCGUCUUUUGCCUUUCGCCUGUCCAAAUACCCACAACACUCCAGAAUAUUUGACCGUUAGAAGUUGCUUGCUCGAUCUUCUCUAGAGCUCACUAGGGCUUUUCUUUCACCAUUUUCGAAAGGCUGGUUGCUCACUAAGCCCGCAGCUAGUUUUUCCUUCCUUUCAUGAUUUGGGAUUUUUCUGAUGUACCUCUCUAGGGUUUUGUUUGGUCUCAAAACCAUAAAUUUGCCAACCGGGUUGGUAGGUUUGUAAGGACGAGGUGAGAAAAACUGUGUGGGUCUCAGAAACACGUAGCAGAGAUGAUUGCAGAGAAACCCAGUUGGGUUAUGCAUGAGGGUAUGCAAAUUUUCUCCAUUGAUAUUCAACCAGGUGGCCUCAGGUUUGCUACUGGCGGGGGCGACCACAAGGUUCGGAUAUGGAACUUGAAAUCUGUUGAUCGAAACUUAGAAAACACUGAAUCAUCACAAAGGCUUCUUGCAACACUCCGCGAUCAUUUUGGUUCAGUUAAUUGUGUUAGGUGGGCUAAGCAUGGUCGGAAUGUUGCAUCGGGGUCCGAUGAUCAGGUGAUUCUGAUUCAUGAAAGGAAGCCUGGAUCAGGAACCACCGAGUUUGGCAGUGGAGAGCCCCCUGAUGUUGAGAAUUGGAAAGUUGUCAUGACUUUGAGAGGGCAUACAGCAGAUGUGGUGGAUCUUAAUUGGUCUCCAGAUGACUCAAUAUUGGCUAGCGGGAGUUUGGAUAACACCGUUCAUGUAUGGAAUAUGAGCAAUGGCAUUUGCACUGCUGUACUGAGGGGCCACUCUAGUCUUGUUAAAGGAGUUACUUGGGAUCCCAUUGGCUCCUUCAUAGCAAGUCAAUCUGAUGAUAAGACUGUUAUUAUUUGGCGAACAAAUGACUGGAGUCUUGUUCAUAGGACAGAUGGACACUGGACCAAAUCACUUGGAUCUACCUUUUUUAGGAGGCUUGGAUGGUCACCUUGUGGCCAUUUUAUCACCACUACUCAUGGUUUCCAGAAGCCUAGGCAUUCUGCACCUGUUCUAGAGAGAGGGGAAUGGUCUGCUACUUUUGACUUUUUAGGACAUAAUGCGCCAGUUAUUGUGGUCAAGUUCAACCAUUCAAUGUUCAGGAGAAAUCAUUCUAGUUCUCAGGAAGUAAAAGCUGUGUCGUCUGGGUGGACGAAUGGUGCUGCUAAGACUGCAGGGAAAGAGUCACAGCCAUACAAUGUUAUUGCAAUUGGGAGUCAGGACCGCACCAUAACUGUGUGGACAACUGCAAGUGCUCGACCUCUCUUUGUGGCUAAGCAUUUCUUUACUCAAAGUGUUGUGGAUUUAUCUUGGAGUCCUGAUGGGUAUUCACUUUUUGCUUGUUCCUUAGAUGGGACAGUGGCUACUUUCCAUUUUGAGGUGAAAGAACUUGGCCAUAGACUAACUGAUGCUGAAUUAGAUGAGCUGAAGAUAAACCGUUAUGGGGAUGUUAGAGGGCGACAAGCAAACUUGGCAGAAAGCCCAGCACAAUUGUUGCUUGAAGCAGCAUCAGCUAAGCAAACUACGAGCAAAAAAGUUGUUUCAGAUGUCCAGCAAAACCAGAUACCUAUAAGAUCCUCUGUUGAAUUGGGGGUUGCAGCCAAGGCUUCUGACACCCCAGUCAAUGAUGGCAAGAAGAGUGGGGGAGCUAUUGGUGAUGGGUUGAAUAAAGCAGCAACUUCUACAAGGGUAUCUAGUCCUGUGAAGCAAAGGGAGUAUAGGCGCCCUGAUGGCAGAAAGAGGAUUAUUCCAGAAGCAGUUGGAGUGCCCAUUCAACAGGAAGGUAUCUCUGGUGGGGCCCUGUCUCAAGCACUUGACCUCCCUCUUAUGCCUUCCGAUCAGAGGAAAGAUGAUAAUGGGGUGUUUCUCACUGAUGGUAGCAUCAGAGAAGGUUGUGUCAAGAGAACAUUUGGUGGAGGCUCUGAGUCGAAGGAACGUUUAGGCGUUACUGCUAGGGCUACCAUUACUGAGAGCCUUGUUAUUGAGAAGGUCCCAGUCUCUGUGGGCAGAGAUGGAAUCAUCAAUGCGGAACAGUCACGCAUUGCAAAGGCUUCUGGUUCUCUGGCUGCAUGCAAUACUUCUCUUUCAAUUAGGGUGUUUGAUAAGAAAGAGGGAGGUGAUACACCUGUUUGCUUGGAAGCUCGUCCUAGGGAGCAUGCUGUGAAUGACAUAGUUGGUAUGGGAAAUACAUUUAUGAUGAAAGAGACGGAACUUGUUUGCACAAGGGGGUCCCAAAUCCUUUGGUCAGAUAGAAUAACUGGAAAAGUUUCUGUUUUGGCUGGAAAUGCAAACUUCUGGGCUGUUGGUUGUGAAGAUGGAUGCCUGCAGAUUUACACGAAGUGUGGGAGGCGUGCCGUGCCAACAAUGAUGAUGGGAUCUGCAGCAAUAUUCAUAGACUGCGAUGAGUGCUGGAAGUUAUUGCUCGUCACAAGAAAGGGAUCGUUGUAUGUGUGGGAUUUAUUCAACAGGAACUGUCUCCUGCAUGACUCUGUGGCUUCUCUUGUUACUCUGGAUCUGAACCCAUCUGCCAAAGAUGCAGGCACAAUCAAAGUUAUAUCUGCAAAGUUAUCAAAAUCGGGUUCUCCUCUUGUGGUCCUUGCCACUCGUCAUGCCUUCCUCUUUGAUAUGAGCCUCAUGUGUUGGCUGAGGGUUGCUGAUGACUGUUUUCCGGCAUCAAAUUUUGCAAGCUCCUGGAAUUUGGGAUCCAUGCAGAGUGGCGAGCUUGCAGCAUUACAGGUGGAUGUAAGAAAAUUUUUGGCCAGAAAGCCAGGUUGGAGCAGGGUGACUGAUGAUGGAGUGCAGACACGUGCUCAUUUGGAGGCUCAGUUGGCAUCCUCACUGGCAUUGGAGUCUGCCAGUGAAUAUCGCCAAUGCCUCCUGUCCUACAUACGCUUUCUAGCAAGAGAAGCGGAUGAGUCACGAUUAAGAGAAGUUUGUGAGAGCUUUCUUGGACCUCCGACUGGGAUGGCAGAAUCCCCAUCUUCAGAUCCAAAGAACCCAGCAUGGGAACCUUGUGUUCUUGGAAUGAAGAAGCACAAACUCCUGCGUGAAGAUAUUCUUCCAGCCAUGGCAUCAAAUAGGAAAGUCCAGCGGCUGCUCAAUGAGUUCAUGGAUCUCCUGUCUGAAUAUGAGUGCAUAGAAACUAAUCUAGAUAACAAAACUGACCCACCACCGUCAUCCCGACCUGCAACGGAUCAAAUGGACUCUAACCUACCAGCAACAGAUCAAAAGGACUCCAGCCUGCCAGUGGAAGAUCAGGCAGAUGGCCCCUCAUUGGCAAGAGAUCGAAUAGAUUUGGCAACAGAUCUAGAAAAUUCAGAUUCACGGGCAGUGGAUCCAGUAAAUGUAAUCCCUCCUGCAAAAGACACAUGUUCUUGAAAUUUGCACCUCUUUAGAGAUAAUGCUGGAUGUAAAGCAUACCUGCACAUAAAGUUGCUGACAUGGACGCAGGAAUGUACCUUGUUCUAUACUUCAUUUGCUGUCUUAAUGGUCUUCUCAGAAAAUUCUUCCUCCUGGAAUGCUUGCAAGUAAAAAGUUUGCAUUUUAAGGAAUUCUUCUCUCUUAUUGCCUUUCCCAGAAAAUCUCCAGGACAUCUUACAGUAAUUCCCUUCUCAAUCAGCAGCAAAUAUUGAUUUUAGGAGUCUAAUCAAGAUGGUGGGUCUUGUUUCUUGUACAAUGUCUAGUAUGACUUCUGUUGAUCAAUGUGAGCUAGCUUUUCUCCCCAAAAUUAUCAUGUCAAAGAUUUUAGGUUCGGAUUUUGUUACACUUGUUUUUUUGGCACAUUGUCUUUUUGUGCAUAGGACUGUCUGUCCAAAGCUCACAUUGUAACACAUCUGAUAUGUAGAUUCUUGUGAUUAUUAGUAUUUUGCGUUGACUGCUGGAUUUA